Messenger RNA from Podarcis lilfordi (Lilford's wall lizard), 11063 nucleotides. The record is from the annotation of a GenBank genome assembly. NCBI's taxonomy places the organism in Eukaryota, Metazoa, Chordata, Lepidosauria, Squamata, Lacertidae.
UGCAAGCUGCUAGAGAGAAAAAGAGAGAGAAGGGGAUGCUGGAUACUGACCCCCACCCACUCCGCCCAACCUCUUCCCUUGGGAAAGGGGGCGUGGCUUAAGCGGAACAGCUGGCCCGCCCCCUCUGCCGUCGCGCGCCGCCUUUGCCCUGCAAGGAGUCGGGUGAGUGCAAAGCGCCUUGGGGUGCAGCAAGCUCCGGGGUGUGUGUGUUUGUGUGUGUUCAAUGCAAUGCAAUACCCGUGGAAUUGAGGGUGGGGUUGGAGAGAGAGCAGGCAGGGAAGCUGCGAGUCAGGUGGGGGGGGGGUUGCAGCUGAUUCAUCCUCGUUGCAUAGAAGAGACAGGGGUUUCUCCCUAAAGGUGCUCUCUCUCUCUCUCUCUCUCUCUCUCUCUUUCACUCACACACGUGUGUCUGCAUGCACACACAGAUCACGUGAAGAGCCCUGUAGUUUCAUUAGGCCAACGGCCCAUCUAGUCCAGCAUCCAGUGUUAGAAUCACAGAAUCGUAGAGUUGGAAAAGGGACCCUGAGAGUUAUCUAGUCCAACACCCCCCCCUCUUCAAGACAGGAAUCUCAGCACUGUGUCCUUACGGUGGCCAAGCCUGCAAAGAAGAAUUGGAUCCCAAGAGCAUCUCUCCCCUCAGGUGGCUUCCAUAAUAAUUUAAUAAUAGUAAUGAUUAUAUCACCUGUAUUUUAAAUUGGUUUUCUCUCUCUCUCCCUCCCCCCCCCCCAUUAUGUUUUUAUUGUAAUUUUACUGGUGUUAGCCGCCCUGAGCCCGGUUCUGGCUGGGGAGGGCAGGGUAUAAAUGAAUUAUUAUUAUUAUUAUUAUUAUUAUUAUUAAUAUGCCACCCAUUAGAGUGGGUUGCCCCAGCCACUCUGCGUGGCUCCCAACAGAAUAUGUGUUCUAAAAGUAAGAUUUUUAUUUCCUUGACAUCUGACAGGAGGGCAUUAUACAGGGCGGGCCCUCUGCCUAGUUCCCCGUCGUUGAGUUGAUACAGAAUAAGUUGAGUUCAUAUAGAAUAAUAAGUUGAUAUCCUAAAUUUUCAGCUUCUCUCAAAGAACCAGGAUCAGGAAGUUUUUAAUGUUUGAUGUCAUUUUUUAAAUAUUUUGCUGGAAGCCACCUGCGUAUAUUAUUAUUAUUACCACUUGUUCAGUGCAUUUGGAAGCAUCCAAAUAACUUGAGGUAAUAUAUUCAAACAAAACAUUCACUCCUGAUUCACCGUGUAAAAGGUACUUGCACUGGCGUGCUUUCGAACUGCUGGGUUGGCAGGAGCUGGGGCCGCCGACCUUCUGCUUGGUUUAGACCACAGCACCACCUGCGUCCCUGUGUGCAAUCCUACCGGCUGAAUUUUAUCUGAGUCCUGGGAUAGCUCAGUUGGUAGAGCACGAGGCUCUCAGGGUUGUGGGUUCCAGCCCCACCUUGGCCAAAAUAUUCCUGCAUUGCAGAGAGUUGGACUUGGUCCCUUCCAACUUUGUAAUUCUGUGGUCUAUGAACCUCACUUAUGAGGGAACCACCACACUUAUUUCUUUUCUAAAGCAAAAUUUUGUUAGACGUUCCGUAGCCCACCUUUGCGUAAUAGGAGUUUGCCCUUUCAAGAUUGGAGAGUGAGAGGAAAAGGAAUCUCAGAGUGGGCUAUUUUUGUGGGGGAGGGUGGAACAGACAUGACUUUUCUGGUCAGGGGGCAGAAGGAGCUUGGGUUGAUCCCUAGCUAGAGAUCCUCCAUCCCCUUGUCUUGGUGCAGAUUUGGAUCUCUGCCUCCUAGGAGAAGGAAGUCCCUACUUCUCAGCUUCCCCCUGGUGUCCUGUUCCCUAAAUCUCACCUGCUUUUCCUUGCAGACUGCAGACCCAGUUUCCUCCUCUGCUUCUUUGAAGGCAUCUUCCAGUUUUGCCGGGGGGGGGGGGACCUUUGCAAGAUCCUAAUCUCCUCCUCACCCUGUCCCAAAGUCACACGCUCCUACCCUCCAGAAAGAAGGCGGUGGUGGAGGUUCUGUGCUGGAGGCCAAGCUGUUGUGGAGCUCAAGGAUGGAGGAGCAAGACUCAGCUGGGCCUGAGGCGGGAGAAGGUCCCCACAUCGUCCAGAUUGGGAGCAGUGGGGCCAUCUGGGGGGACUUGCCACAGAAGUGCUUCCGGGAGUUGUGCUACCAGGAAGCUGAGGGUCCAAGACAGAUCUGCGGCCAGCUCCGCUCACUGUGCUAUCAGUGGCUGAAGCCGGAAAGGAACACAAAAGCCCAGAUGCUGGACCUGGUGAUCCUGGAGCAGUUCCUGGCUGUCCUCCCCCCAGAGAUGGAGAGCUGGGUCAGGGAGUGUGGAGCGGAGACCAGUUCCCAGGCGGUGGCCCUGGCAGAAGGUUUCAUCCUGAGCCAGGCAGAGGACAGAAAGCAGGAAGACAUGCAGGUGAGGCUUGUGGCUGGAAGGGGAAAUGAUAUAUAAUGAAUUGAAAAGGAUGUUCAAAAUAACUUUUCUUUAAAAAACAAGAAGUUUUUCUUUUGAUAAUUAUAGGUACAGAACUACCUAAAUUGUACAGAAAUUUAUUUAUGCAUGCAACUACAGCAGCAAGAAUGUUACUUGCCCCAAAAUGGAAAGAAGCAGAAGUCCCAGUAAAGGAAGAAUGGAUACAGAAACUUAAGGGAAUAGCAGAAAUGGCUAAACUUUGCCGGAAGAAUAAGAAAGCAAGAUAACAAACUUUUUAAUUAAGGAGUGGAAAUGGUCUAUUAUUUACAGAUAAAUUGUAAACAGAUAAAAACAUUAGCAGGAUUAUUGCAAUAACUUGCAGUUAUCUAAAAGUAUAUGUUUACAGUAGAUAAUUAAAUGAACAAGUUAAAUGAAUUUAGAUAUGCAGAUGAUAUUAAAAAAUAAAUUUAAGGAACCAUGGAAAGAGGGGGGAAGGAAUGUUAAAUGGAUUGUAAAACUAAUGAAAUGUAUAAAUUUGAAAAGUAUAUUAAAAAAAAAUAUUUAUUAUUUAUACCACCCUUCAUCAAAAGAUCUCAUGGUGGUUUUCAUAUAAAGUGGUACCUCGGCUUACAUACGCUUCAGCUUACAUACGCUUCAGGUUACAGACUCCGCUAACCCAGAAAUAGUACCUCGGGUUAAGAACUUUGCUUCAGGAUGAGAACAGAAAUCGUGCUUCAGUGGUGUGGCGGCAGCAGGAGGCCCCAUUAGUUAAAGUGGUGCUUCAGGUUAAGAACAGUUUCAGGUUAAGAACGGACCUCCGGAACAAAUUAAGUACUUAACCCGAGGUACCACUGUAAUAAUAAUAAAUAUGAAUUGCAAUUGAUAAUAAAGAACAAGUAUUUUCUCCUCACCCUGCCUGAAUGUCAUACUUAACAGUCUGUAUAUUUGAAAGACAGCGUGUCAUUCCUUUUAAUAAUAAUAAAAUCCUCAGUGGCGCUGCAAGAAAUCUGCUAGCACAUUUGCAAAGCUAAGCAGGGUCCGGGAUGGUUUCAAAUUGGAUGGGGAACCAUUUGUUGAGAUUCCUGCACUGCAGGGGAGACUACACGGCCCUCAAGGUCCCUUCCAACGCCCCCAUUCUGUGAGUAUUGGCUGCCCAUCUACUACCAAGGCAGGUUCAAGUUCCCUGUGUUAAUUUACAAAGCCCAAACUUAGGUCCAAGGGAACCUCAGAGAUCACCUUCUGAACCCUUAUAUCUCAGCUGCAUCACUGACAUCAUCUGCAGCAGCAUCGCUGGUCGUCCCUCCAGUUGGCGAGGCUCAUUUGAAAAUAACAAAAACACGAGCCUUUAGUGUCGCCGGAUGAGUUCCUGUGGAACUCUCUGCCACUGGAGAUUCAGCAGGCUGUUUCCCACUUCAACUCUUAAAACGUUUGCCUGGAAAUCCUCUAUUCCGCCAGGCCUAGGAAGGCAAGCUAAGAAUACGGACUUCAAUGCUAGUUAGCUGAUUUCAGCAUUUUCGUUACGGUUUGACGUGCAAUUCUUGUAACCUGCUAUGAUCAAUAUUUCCCCCCCUUUCCAAAUCUCUCUCCCCUCCCUUCUCUCUCCCCGGGCUCGUUGCCCUUUUCAGCUGCAGGGCUUGCUAGCCAAAGGGGCCACAGAUUUCCCAGGGGCCAAGGAGCAUCCGCCGGAGGCUACGCGGAGGCUGCUCUUCAGGUGGAUCAAGCAGGAGGGGGACGGAGGGCCCCCCUCCCUGGGUAAGGACCCCCAUGGAGGACCCCCCCAUGGUUGUUCCUGACUCACAUGAACUAGUACAAAUAAUAAUAAUUAAUAAUAAUAAUAGGGACGCGGGUGGUGCUGUGGGUAAAACCUCAGCGCCUAGGACUUGCCGAUCGUAUGGUCGGCGGUUCGAAUCCCCGCGGCGGGGUGAGCUCCCGCUGCUCGGUCCCAGCGCCUGCCAACCUAGCAGUUCGAAAGUACCCCCGGGUGCAAGUAGAUAAAUAGGGACCGCUUACUAGCGGGAAGGUAAACGGCGUUUCCGUGUGCUGCGCUGGCUCGCCAGAUGCAGCUUUGUCACACUGGCCACAUGACCCGGAAGUGUCUUCAGACAGUGCUGGCCCCCGGCGUCUUAAGCGAGAUGGGCGCGCAACCCCAGAGUCAGACACGACUGGCUCGUAUGGGCAGGGGUACCUUUACCUUUAAUAAUAAUAAUAAUAAUUUAUUAUUUGUACCCCGCCCAUCUGGCUGGGUUUCCCCAGCCACUCUGGGCGGCUUCCACAGAGACCAAAAAUACACUAAAAUGUCACACAUUAAAAACUUCCCUGAACAGGGCUGCCUUAAGAUGUCUUCUGAAUGUCAGGUAGUUGUUUAUCGCUUUGACAUCUGGUGGGAGGGCGUUCCACAGGGCGGGCGCCACUACCAAGAAGGCCCUCUACCUGGUUCCCUGUAGCUUUGCUUCUCGCAAUGAGGGAACCGCCAGAAGGCCCUCAGUGUUGGACCUCAGUGUCCAGGUAGAACGAUGGGGGUGGAGACGCUCCUUCAAGUGCGAAAAUACUCCCCUUGACUUUUGUAGGAGGUGAGGCAGUUCUGUUGAACGUGCAAAGCUGCCUCCUACCGAGUUCCCCCUGGUCCGAACUGUCUACUCUGACUGGCAGCUGCUCUUGGUGCUUUUAGGGAACUUGGAUCAGACCUUGGGCCUCCCACAUGCAAACAGAUGCUCUCUCACUGAGCCUUCCCAAAUAGAAAGAAACGGAAGCUGUCUUAUCCCGACUUGGUCCAUCUAGUUCAGUAGUGUCUGCACGGUCUGGCAGCGUCUCUCCCAGGUUGCAGGCAGGGGCGCUUGCUGUGAGAACAGGACGCCAUCCUUAGGCUCUAACGUUUUAACGUCUUCCUCGUAGAAAGUGCAACAGUCCUCAGAGAUGGGGAGACGGCGCUGGGGGUUCCUCCUCUGACGCCUUCUCUUUGCAGCCAGCUGGAAGUGGCUCCUGUGUUACCAGGACAGGUAGGUAUGGGGCGGGAUUUGGGGGGGGAGGGGGCGAGGACACCCUCUCACCCUAGUCUCCUCACACCCCUCUGGGCCUGGAGGAAAUAGCAUUGUCUUUCUUUGAAAGCACAGAUCCUGCAGGAGAAAAUUCAGCUGGCCUCCACCUUUGCUAUCUGUUUGUAGGCAAUUGCAUUUUCUUCUGAAUUUCUUCCUUUCUCUCUUUUUAAAUCAGGGUCUGGCACCCUUUGAGAAGAUGUCUGUUCAUUUCAUGGAGGAGAAGAGGACUCUUCCAGAACCAGGCCAGGCGUCUCUGCACAGGGGAUCUGCGGAGGAGAACACUGGGGAUCUGGUCUUUCUGGGUGAGGCUCCUUUUUUGCCUUGUUCACUGAUCCAGUUCAUUCGCUGACCAACUUUCAAGCCCCCAUUUAUGUUCUGAUAUAUUUGCUGUUCGUAGAUGCCGAUAGCGGGGCGGGAAUUACUUCUGCAGAAGCCGCGUUGAUUCAUCAGCAAGACUGGUCCUUCUGCAAGCACAAUAUAACAUUAUUUGCCCCAGAUUCUCAAAGUCUCUCGCUGAGAUUGGAAAAUCUCACUCCGGCUCCAGCAUUUUGUGAGAUGGGCCCUGCUGCUUUCAGGACUAUUCCUGCAUUCCAACAUCUGACUCACUAUUGGAGCUCUCACACAACGCCUGUCACUCUUGCCCUGUCUUUCGUGUCCUCUUUGUUCAGAGCUCAAGAUUACAGCUGCUCUCUGCCUUCCGAGAACUUAACUGUUCUCUCUCUAUGCCUGCUUCUUCUUCUCCUGUCAGCACCUGAGCUUUGCUGACAACCGCCCUAUACCCGGAGGUCUCAGGGCGGUUCACAAACAAGACCACAACAUAUAAAAACAAACCGAAAACAAUAACCCAAUAACCCGCCCUGCCCCCAAGCCACAUUCUAAAAGGGUGUUGGAUGUGAAACAGAUCAACCAAAGGCCUGGUUAAAAAGGAACGUUUUUGCCUGGUGCCUAAAGGUGUGUAAUGAAGGCGCCGGGUGAACUUCCCUGGGGAGCGCAUUCCACAGAUGGGGAGCCACUGCAGAGAAGCCCCCGUUCUCAUGUUGCGACCCUCCAGGCCUCUUGAGGAGGAGGCACAUGAAGAAGGGCCUCAGAAGAUGAUCUCAGGGUCCGGGUAUGUUCAUAUGGGAAGAGGCGGUCCUUGCGAUUUAUGGAUUUAUAGGUCAAAACCAGCACUUUGAAUUGGGCCAGUACAGUCAGACCAGGAUCGGUGUAAUAUGCUUAAACCGUCUUGCUCAUAGAACUCCACAAUUCUAUGACCUUCUCCCUUUAUUUGGAAGAGUUUGCCUCCCCAUUAAAUAUUUUCUGCUCUGUUGAUCUAAACAGUGUUGAGCAUCAGCUCUCUUCCCUAAUUGAAUUUCUGGUUUUGGUUCCCUCAGGUAACGGGCAAGAGGAUCGCCAGCAGGACGAAGGGCAGAGAAGGGCAGCUGAGGAGACGCAGAAGUGGGGGACCAAAGCCUUUGUGUUCGAAGGGGGCGAGGCGGAUGAGAUUCCGAUCGUGGAGGAACGUCCUGCAGGGAAGCGCCGGUACGUCCACGGCAGAGAGAAGCCCUUGAAAUGCUCCGAGUGCGGGAAGAGCUUCAACCACCAGGUCCACCUCCUCAAACACCAGAGGACCCACAUGGUGGAGGAAACCUACCGGUGUGCCGAGUGCGGGAAGCAGUUCAGCCACAGCUCCUACCUCAGCUCCCACCAGAAGAUCCACACGGGGGAGAAACCCUACAAGUGCCUGCAGUGUGGGAAGACCUUCAGCCACGGCAGGAGCCUCAACUCACAUCAGAUAAUCCACACGGGCCAGAAGCCCUACAAGUGCUCGGUGUGCCCCAAGAGCUUCAGCCACAGCAGGAGCCUCAAAGUGCACCUGAGGAUCCACACUGGGGAGAAGCCCUUCGGCUGCUCCGAGUGCGGGAGGAGCUUCAGCCAGUGCUCCAACCUUAUCAAACAUCAGAGAAUCCACACGGGAGAGAAGCCGUACAAGUGCUCCCAGUGUGGGGUGUGCUUCAACCAGAGCAUCCAGCUGAAGAGGCACCAGAUCGUCCACACGGGUCAGGAUCCCGUCUAUCAGAGCAUCCAGCUUAAACGGCACCAGAUCAUCAACACGGGGUAGGAUCCUGCGAGUCCUGAACCCAACCCCUUGCUUCAUUUUGGGAGAAAAGCACAUGGCUCCCUAUAAUUGAUGUCGUUGAACCUGCCAGAGAACUACAGAUGAACUAAUUAAAUAAACAGAAGUUUAGAGUUGGAAGGGACCCCAGAAAUCAUCAUCUAAUAAUAAUAAAAAUAAAUGUUAUUUAUACCCCGCCCUCCCCAGCCAGAGCUGGGCUCAUUGCGGCUAACACCAAUAAAAUCACAGUAAAAACAUAAUUGGGGAAGGAAAAUUAAAAAAACCAAUUUAAAUUACAGGUGGCUUAAAAGUCUGCAUCAAGAGCAUUUCCUUUUAACUAAAACAAAAAACCAAAAUGGCACCUCUCUGCCUUGUCAGUUUUGUGCAAUAAUGCUGAAUUAAACCAUGUGAUGCCGUCUGCUUCUGCAGCCAAAUCUUUCUCAAAAAUCGCUCCUCAGCCCGUCUUGGGCCUCUGAGUGCAUGCAGACACAGGAAGCGGAAGCGGGCUGAGUGAUUCAUCUAGUAUGGUCUGCACUGGCUGGGGAGGCUUCCAGGUACAUUGGGGCAGGGGAUGGGCCUAUUAAUGACUGCAUAUAAUUAAUGGUGCAAACGGUUGCAGGGGUAGGGGGCUGAAUUAUGAAUUCUUUUCUAAUUCAUUUAUCGUCAGGCAUUCCAAAGCGACUCACAAUGCAACAGAUUUUGCCUGGGAGAGUCACAUGUGUAAAACCCAUUGAAAUAUUUGCAUAUGUAAAAGAUAAAGAAGAGUUUGGAUUUGAUAUCCCGCUUUAUCACUACCCGAAGGAGUCUCAAAGCAGCUAACAUUCUCCUUUCCCUUCCUCCCCCACAACAAACACUCUGUGAGGUGAGUGGGGCUGAGAGACUUCACAGAAGUGUGACUGGCCCAAGGUCACCCAGCAGCUGCAUGUGGAGGAGCGGAAACGCGAACCCGGUUCACCAGAUUACGAGUCUGCCGCUCUUAACCACUACACCACACUGACCCCUGGACAGUUAAGUCUAGACAAAGGUGACUAUGGGGUUGCUUUCAGGCCGAGGGAGCUGGCAUUGUCCGCCGACAGCUAUCCGGGUCAUAUGGCGGAAGCCAGAAUGCAAGGAAACGCUGUGUACCUUCUCACCACAGCAGUACCUGUUUAUCUACUUGCACUGGUGUGCUUUAGAACUGCUAGGUUGGCAGGAGCUGGGCCUUUGGGGGUGAAGUCCAACUGUGGGCAGCUUGCAACACCUGCUGUCACUUCAUCAUGUCAUGGGCAAAUGCUCAAUGCCGGCAGAGGGAGGAGCAGCUCCAGAUGAACUCUGCUUUCAGCCUCCUGUACUGCCAGCUUUCUACAGAUUUCUGAAAGAUGGGCCAAUUACGGGGGCACAGAGAUUCCUCUCUCCACAGGGAAAUGACUCUCCUGAAAUCACUGGCGAUGCCCACAUUUCCCUGUGCCACCUUCCCUCCCCAUGUUGGUUGUUCCCCUCAGCACCUCCAUUAUUCCAGCUGCCACCAGGGAUUUGAUCCACUUUGCUGUUAAUGUAGCCAUGAAUGAGAAGGAAAGGUAAAACAAUGAAUUUAUAACAGGGAGCUGGACUAGAUGACCCUUGGAGUCCCUUUCAACUCCACAUUUCUAGGAUUCCAGAGCCAAUCCUGCUUCCUAAACCCCACUGUCGUGCUCCAUGUGACGCCGCAACAGCACUUUUCACCCUGGCCUUGUUGGGCCGGUCCUCACUUAAAUAGAGUGCGACCACCUCAUAGUAUACCAGUAACACGAAUUUCUACAAAUUACCCUAGAUUAUCUAGUGGGGGAUUUGUGUGAGGGAAAACUUAAUGAUUUGGAGUCUCAGCAUUUGCUCAAACAAACAAUAAAGGUUUUAUUAAACAAAGGAAGUUUAUGACACAAAGUGGGUAAAACAAAGGUUACUUCAGGUUAUGAUGUUAUUUCAGGUAACCGUUCACCUAAUAAUAUUUAUACUAAAUCUAACUGAUGUUAUGGACUUCUAAUCAAGCACAGCUUCUUAUAAACUUCAGUUGCUUAUGUUCGGUUACUUCACUUCAGGUAGAUGUCACAGGUUUUUAGACUGAAUGGUAAAUGCUCAGCUUAUUUCCAGGUAUUUCACUUCAGUUCUUUCUCAGUUGUUGCACAGCUGUUGCCGCUUAGUACUUUGGUUCUUUUCUUUUUUUUAAGCACAACUAUCCAGCUUUAUUGAAUUAAAAUACAAAUAUAUAUACAUACAUAGAAGUAAGAAAAAGGGUGAGGGCGAACAAAGGAAAAGAAAAGAUAAAAAAGAGUUUGCAUUGUUAUACAAUCAGAUAUUAAAUUUUGAAUAAAAAGACUUCCAAUUCUUCUCAUUGUAUUAAUGUUGUUAUUUACACUUUAACGCACCAUCGUCUAUUAUCUUGAUUUAUCUUUAUACACUACAGUAGGUAAACAUUUACGCAUUGCACUUUACAAGAAUCAAUUUAGUUCUGCUAGGAGAUUUUUAUUUGAACAAUAAGUUUUUAUAUAAUGUUUGAAUAUACUCCAUUCUUUAUAUACUUUCUGAUUUGAAAGCCCUCUUACUCUCCCCGUCAUCUUAGCCAGCUGGAGGUAUUCUAUCCUAAGCGUCUGCCAUUCUGUUAUAGUGGGUGCUGUUUCAUUUUUCCAGUUCCUUGCCACUAAUAUUCUGGCUGCCAUUAUCCCAUACAUGAACAGUGGUCUUAUAUCUUUUUUAAUUUCCAUUGACAUUAUUCCUAAGAGGAAGGCUUUUGGUGUGUGUUUUUAAUCUAAAUUUCAAUAAUUAUUUAAAUUCAUUAUAUAGUUUAUCCCAAAAUUCACAGAGGACUAUACAGUUCCACCACAUGUGCAGAUAAUAAUCCCGUAUCUUUUUUACAUCUCCAGCAGGUUGGCGAUCUACCUUUGUACAUUUUAGCAAGUUUUGCUGGAGUGUGGUGCCAGCUAUAUAGCAUUUUCAUAAGGAUUUCCCUGAGAUUAUAGCACGCUGUGAAUCUGAUAUCCUCCUUCUAUCUUUCCCAUUGUUCCAUUUAGAUAUUAUAUCCAAGGUCUUGUGCCCAUCUCACCGUUGCAGCUUUAACUUGCUCUUCUUUCACUUCCCAUUCUUUAUUAUGAGUUAGCUCUUUUUCAAAUUUAGAUGUUUCUUUUGCCAGGCCUUCUCUCUUGUCUAAAUCCAACCUUUGGUUUAUUUGGACUUAAGUACUUGGGUUCUUAAACAAGGUGGUACUUCCUGUGAGUUACACACCCCUUUGACAACCCUUUUCCUGAGGUACUCCAAGCAACAGACCCAAGGCAUCUCCACACCCCUCUUAACUAGUUUGGGACACUUCUCUUUUUCUAGAAGAAUCUCCCCUCCUGACUGGAAUGAGACCUAAGUAGACUGUAUCUUUCCAGCUUCUACUUCUCCUGGCUCAGCCUCAGCCUCCCAGUUAAUUCCUGGCCUGUUACUCUUACAGCACACGAAACACUGUCCUUCAUCCUAAGCUCAGAGACUUCUUUCUCUAGCUUGUGAUAUAUUCCUCAGAGUCGAUGUUUCUACCCAAAACCAACUCUCUCC